AUGUUGGCUGCCUCAUCGCUAGCUUUGGCAGCGGCCUCGUGGCUGUUUGGAUCAGCCGCAGCCGCUCCACUCUUUGACAGUGCUCCCCACUGCAACUUCACGGUCACCCAGGGUGCUGCUACCACAGUGACCAAGACGGAAACCGUGUACGGCUUGUGCUCUUUACCGCACUCGGCUUCUGGCUGGACGACUGCCAGCGUCCCCGGCGACGCUGUGAGCACGACGACCUUCUACACCACGGUGUUCCAGGACGCGUGCUCGUGCUACGAGACGCAGACGUUUGUCUACGUCCCCCCCGUCGACAAUGUGCAGACGGUGUCGGCCACCACCAACUGGGGUCUCGUUCCCCCGGCCUCGCUCACCGAGCAAUGGACGGCCUGGACGACCGUGACCACCAUGGUCCCCGUCACUGAAACUUAUACCUCUGCCGGCUCCGUCGUCACCACCAUUUCGCCUAGCCCUGUCACCGUUACUCAGCCUGCCUACGCUCCUGCUUCCAGCAACGCCAUCAAGUAUGUUCCCGUCACCGAGACGAUCACCUACCAAGGCACCACCUACACCAAGGUGGUCACCCAGACGAUCACCAAGUCCGUCCCCGGUUCCGCCGUGACCAAUUAUGUGCCCUACACCAGCACGGUCAGCGCGCCCGACACCACGUACGAGACUGUGUACACGCAAACCGUCGUCUCUGGAACUGCUCCUGGCUCCGCCGUCACCCAGACGGUUCCCGUCACUGAGACCGUAGUCUCCCAAGGCACCACCGUCACGUCUGUCUACACUCAGACCAUCACCGAGUCUGUCCCUGGCGCUGACGUGACCACCUAUGUGCCCUUGACCUCUACCGUCUCCGUCCCCGGCACCACCUUCGAAACGGUCUACACGGAAACCAUUGUUACCGAGUCUGUCCCCGGUACGACCGUUACCGAAUACGUGCCCAGCACCCAGACCGUCACCGUUCCCGGCUCCACGUACGAGACUGUGUACACGCAAACCAUCGUCACCGAGAGUGUCCCUGGCACCGUGUACACCACCAUCGUCACCGAGUCGUUCCCCGGUACCCCUGUUACCCAGACAGUCCCUGUGACUGAGACUUUUACCUCUCAGGGCACGACCUACACCACGGUCUACACUGAGACCACGGUCACCAACCCUGCCCCGGCUACUUACACCACCGUUGUUACUGAGACCAUUCCCGGUGCACCGGUCACCGAGACGAUCACCGUCCCCGGCACCGUCUACACUUCUGUUGCUACCGAGACUGUUCUCACCGAGUCCGCCCCCGGCACCACUGUGACCAACUAUGUCCCUGUCACCAAGACUGUCACCAUCCCCGGUACCACCUACACUACUGUGUACACUGAGACCAUUCCCGGUGCCCCCGUCACCGAGACCGUCCCCGGCUCUCCUGUCACUGAGACCGUCACCGUCCCCGGAACUGUCUACACCUCUGUCGCUACCGAGACUGUGCUCACCGAGUCUGCCCCCGGCACCACGGUGACCAACUAUGUCCCUGUGACCAAGACUGUUACUGUUCCCGGCACCACCUACACCACCGUGUACACUGUUACUGCUCCCGGCUCUCCUGUCACUGAGACGGUUACCAUUCCCGGCACCGUCUACACCACCGUCUCCUCUGAGACUGUGCUCACUGAGACUGCCCCUGGCACCACAGUGACGAACACUGUCCCAGUCACCAAGACCAUUACUGUUCCCGGUACUACUUACACUACCGUGUACACCGAGACCAUUCCUGGUGCCCCUGUCACCGAGACCGUCCCUGGCUCUCCCGUUACUGAGACCGUCACCGUCCCUGGCACCGUGUACACCACUGUCUCCUCCGAGACUGUUCUCACUGAGUCUGCUCCCGGCACCACUGUGACCAACACUGUUCCUGUCACUCGUACCAUCACUGUUCCCGGCACCACCUACACUACCGUGUACACUGUUACUGCUCCCGGCACUCCUGUCACCGAGACUGUUACAAUCCCCGGUACCGUCUACACCACCGUCUCCUCUCAGACUGUUCUUACCGAGACUGCACCUGGCACGACUAUCACGAACACUGUCCCCGUCACCGAGACUGUUACUGUUCCUGGCACUACCUUCACGACUGUUUACACUGAGACGAUCCCUAAUGUUCCCAUCAAUGUUAUUACUUCCGUGAUUUCUGAGUCAGUCCCCGGCACCAUCGUCACUGAGACGAUCCCUGUUACUGAGACUCUCACCUCUCAAGGUACUACCUACACUACUGUCUACACUCAGACUACUGUUACCGAGUCUUUCCCUAACAAGGUCUACACCACCGUGUACACCGAGACCAUUCCUGGCUCUCCCGUUACCGAGACCGUUACUGUUCCCGGCACCGUCUACACCACUGUCUCCUCCGAGACCGUGCUCACUGAGACUGCCCCUGGCACGACUAUCACGAACACUGUCCCUGUUACCAAGACUGUUACUGUUCCCGGCACUACUUACACUACUGUGUACACUGAGACCGUUCCUGGUGUCCCUGUCACCGAGACCGUCCCCGGCUCUCCCGUUACUGAGACGGUUACCAUUCCUGGAACCGUCUACACCACCGUCUCUUCUGAGACCGUGCUCACUGAGACCGCCCCUGGUACCACCGUUACUGACUACGUCCCAGUUACCAAGACCAUCACUGUUCCCGGCACCACCUACACUACCGUGUACACUGUUACCGUCCCAGGAAGUCCUGUAACCGAGACUGUCACUAUCCCCGGAACCGUCUACACCACUGUCUCUUCUCAGACCGUCCUUACUGAGACUGCUCCUGGUACCACUGUUACUAACACUGUCCCCGUCACUGAAACUGUUACCAUUCCUGGUACCACUUUCACGACUGUUCGCACUGAGACUGUCCCCGGCACUGUUGUCACCAGUGUGGUCACCGAGUCUAUUCCCGGUACCACUGUUACCAACACUGUACCUGUCACUGAGACGUUCACUUCUCAAGGUUUGACUUACACUACGGUGUACACCAACACCACUGUUACCGAGUCUUUCCCUGGUACUGCUAUUGUUUCUACGGUCACCAAGUCGAUUCCCGGAAACAACUACACUGUUGUCACCACUGUCCCCUACGUAACCACGACUCAAUGGGUUCCUGUUACAAGCUCCGUUGUUCGCAACGGUAGCACUGAGGCUACUACUCUCUACACGAAGACCACCCUUACUAGCACCACUGUGCCUGUUCCUUCGUCUACCCCCUCUUUCCCUGUUAACAGCAGCACUGCCUCGGUUCCCAACGGUUUCGUUAGUACCAGCAGCUUGUACACUCCCUCCAGUUCGUUCUAUCCCUCGAACAGUACUAGCUCUGUCCCUGCUGCCCCCAGCAGCUUCAGCUCUGUUCCUGCUUUGAACACUACUAGCUCUGUCCCUGCUGCCCCCAGCAGCUUCAGCUCCGUUCCUGCUUUGAACACUACUAGCUCUGUCCCUGCUGCUCCCAGCAGCUUCAGCUUCUUCUUCCCUAGCAGUGUCCCUAUUCACCAGGUGACAUUUAACACGAGCACCGCUCCUGUUACCAGCAGCGCUCCUGCUUCGGUCUACAGCUCCGUCCCCGUUGCCCCUGUCAACUCGACCUCUGUUCCCGUUGUCUUCUCUAGCACUGCCAGCUUGAGCACUGUCCCUGUUACUACUUCUGUCUCCUCUAUUCCUACUAUCACUAGCACUAGCGUUGCUUCGUCUAGCUGUGGUUGCUCUUACAUUACUAAGACUCUUACCCACGCCGCUUCUUCCUGUACCUCGGGUGCAUAUGCCUCUGCCACUCCUUUGUGCCACAACAACUAUGCCCAGGGUACUCCUGCUGGUAGAGUGAACUUCAUUUCUGCCCGCAAGGUUGAUGGUGGUGCCUACGAAGUCGCUUGGAACAUGAAGCUUGACACUGCUAACGGUGUUCCUGCAAUUAGUGAUAUCAAGGAUGUCGGUACCUCUCCUGCUACCAUCUAUGACGGUAGCAAGGGUUCUGCUUCUGACUACUACAACUUCAACUACGUCGACACUCUUACUCCCUGGAUUGACCAAGAGUGUGAUUGCAAGCAAAACUGUGUUGAUAUUAAGUUCCAAUACGACUGGGCUGACGGCAGUGCCACCAAGUACAAGAGUGGUUGCUCUGGUAAGGCCGCUGGUGACACUUACUGCUGGACUUCCUGCUACAACACCGAGGUAGUCGUGGUUGAGUCUUGCGGCUGUGACAAGUCUACUACAUUCUUGUCUACCGUUUCCACUAUCCCCUCCACUUCUGAGGUCUUCUCCAGUGUCUACUCCUCUGCUUUGAUUUCCUCGAGCUCAGCUCCUGUGGUUUCUUCUUCUACCUUUGCUUCGGUUCCCAGUGCCAACAGCACUGUUCCUUCCAUCUCUUCUGAGGUCUCCACUCCCGUCGUCCCCACUUCUGGUGAGUGGGUAAGCUCUUCUGCUAACAACACCGAGUGGUCCUCUGCUUGGUCUUCCGCCUGGUCCAGCGCUUGGUCCUCUGAGUACUCCGUCCCCGUUGUUCCCACAUCUGGUGAAUGGGUCAGCUCCACCGCUGACAGCUCUGCUUGGUCCUCUGCCUGGUCCAGCGCUUGGUCUUCUGCAUGGUCCUCUGUUUCUACUGUUCCCGUCGUCCCCACUUCUGGUGAAUGGGUAAGCUCUUCUGCCAACCACACCGAGUGGUCCUCUGCUUGGUCUUCUGCCUGGUCCAGUGCUUGGUCCUCUGAGUACUCCGUCCCCGUUGUUCCCACAUCUGGUGAAUGGGUCAGCUCCACCGCUGACAGCUCUGCUUGGUCUUCUGCCUGGUCCAGCGCUUGGUCCUCUGCUUGGUCUUCUGAGUCAUCUGUUCCUUCCCUUACUUCUUCUGAGGUCUCCAGCUCUUUCUCGGUGCCUGUUCCCACCAUCACCAGUGCCAGCGCACCCGCAUCUUCCAGCUGCUCCUGCUCCUUUGUAACAAACACUGUUACUCGCACUGCUUCUACUUGUGAUGUUGGUGCUACUGCCAUUGCUUCUCCCUUGUGUGAUGUCGCCGGUGCUCAAGGUACCCCUGCUGGCGCAGUCCAAUUCCUUGGCGCUCAGAAGAUUAACGACAAUGACUACCGUGUUUCGUGGCAUGUCAAGGUCAACGCCGAUGGUAACACUGGUCUGAACGCUGUUAAGGACGUUGGUAACACCCCUGCUACUAUCUACGACGGCAGCCAAGGUUCUGCUUCCAACUAUUACGACUUGUACUACGUUGAUACUAUUACCCCUUGGAUUGAUGACGAGUGCUCCUGCAAGCAAAACUGUGUGGACAUUAAGUUUGAGUACGACUGGGCUGAUGGAAGUGCUUCUAAGUACAAGACUGGUUGCAACUCGAAAUCCUCUGGUAACACCUACUGCUGGUCUGAGUGCAUUAGCACUGAGGUAAUUGUUCAAGAGACCUGUGACUGCGGCAGCAAUGGAAUGUUCUCUUCUGAAUGGUCCACUGCUUGGUCUAGUGACUGGUCCACCGCGUGGUCUUCUGCUUGGUCUUCUCAGUGGUCUUCCGUCCCUACUCCUACCGCUGCUGUCUCCUCUGACUUUGCUUCUAGCGCCUGGUCCACCGCAUGGUCUUCUGCUUGGUCGAGUGCUUGGUCUUCUGAGUGGUCUUCCGAGUGGUCUAGUGCCUGGUCUUCUGUUCCUACUCCCACUUCUGGUGUUUAUGAGGGUUCGACUGCCUGGUCCUCCGCUUGGUCUACUGCUUGGUCUUCUGAAGCUACUCCCGUCGUCGAGUCUUCUGCCUGGUCCUCCGCUUGGUCUAGUGCCUGGUCCUCUGAGGCUACUCCCGUUGUUGAGUCCUCUGCCUGGUCCUCCGCCUGGUCUAGUGCCUGGUCCUCUGAGGCUACUCCCGUCGUUGAGUCUUCCGCUUGGUCCUCUGCCUGGUCUAGUGCCUGGUCCUCUGAGGCUACUCCCGUUGUUGAGUCCUCUGCCUGGUCCUCUGCCUGGUCUAGUGCCUGGUCCUCUGAGGCUACUCCCGUUGUUGAGUCCUCUGCCUGGUCCUCUGCCUGGUCUAGUGCCUGGUCUUCUGAGGCUACCCCUGUCUCUGAAACAUCCAGCUUCCUCAUUCCUGACAUUCCCGGUAACUUUGUUCCUUCUGUUACCCCUUCUGUCACAACCUAUAUCACUGAGGCCCCUACUCCUUCUACCCCCGCUUCGUCUUCUACUGAGGCUGUCUCUACGCCUAGUGCCUCUACUUGCGACACCAGCGGUAAUGUUGUUGCCACUGCUCAGUGCAGCGCUCAAAAGCAAGGUAAUCCCUCUGGUAUCGUUGAAUUCGUAUCUGCCAAGAAGUCCUCUUCUGGUUCUACAUACGAUGUGACUUGGCACAUGAAGGUUGACUCCGGUAACCGUGACAUCUCUACCAGUCUUUGGGAGUUGAAGGAUAUUGGUAGCUCUCAAAAGGUUCUUUACAGCAACAACAUCAGCCCCCCUGGUAAGGAUCUCUCUCAAAACUGGUUCGACUUUUACUAUGUCGACACCAUCGUCCCUACUUCUAACUCCUUGGGACAGCUUUGCGCUGACAUCCAAUUCCAAUAUGAUUACCAGGAUGGCACCAACAGUUACGAUUACCGUACCGGUUGUGACUCCGCCGCAGCUGGUGCCACCUACUGUUGGUAUCCUUGCGCUUAA
Schizosaccharomyces japonicus yFS275 is the source of this 6639-nucleotide messenger RNA. RefSeq lists its product as hypothetical. The coding region runs from base 1 to 6639 and encodes 2212 amino acids. The transcript has a single exon. Lineage: Eukaryota; Fungi; Ascomycota; Schizosaccharomycetes; Schizosaccharomycetales; Schizosaccharomycetaceae. The record is from RefSeq and is a predicted model, not a curated record.